Anopheles funestus (African malaria mosquito) is the source of this 4237-nucleotide messenger RNA. RefSeq names its product diacylglycerol lipase-beta-like. NCBI's taxonomy places the organism in Eukaryota, Metazoa, Arthropoda, Insecta, Diptera, Culicidae. The record is from RefSeq and is a predicted model, not a curated record. The coding region runs from base 1108 to 3168 and encodes 686 amino acids. Gene Ontology annotation, biological process: lipid metabolic process. The transcript has 12 exons.
CGGUACGCGGCCUUCCUAUGUGCAAACUUCAUAACUGAGCGUACCGGGCGAGAGUCAUUCGACGUUGAAUAACGGAACCGAGCAGACGUGCGUGUAAAAAGCUGCGUAUACGGGUGUAAGAUUCACGAUAGAAAAGUAUUUACGCACGAAUCAGCUGUUAAUCAACGCAAGAGCAACAUUCGCGCACAUUCCCUUUGUAGAGUGGCCCGAGAAAACGCAAACAAAACAGCGUACAGUAACGCUUCGUAACGCUUUGCCGGUGACUUGUAUGAUCGCGAUCGCGUAAAAUCUUGCCAACAGUGGAGGGAGGCAAUUGUAGUUUGCGAGUGGGGUCAAUUGUAACGCAUCGAAACGCGAACACGGAGGCACAGCCGUCCAGCCGAUGGAAAAGCAGUCGCAGAAGUAAAAGUAGUGUGGCGUGCAAUAGAUGUGGCUGUGGAAAAGUGUACGCUUAGCUGAAGUGCCACCGAAAAAAAAAGUGUAAAAGCAAAAGAAAAAAAAACCCCAGAGGGUGGAAGGUAACCGAAAGCGGUCAGUGUUGCUUGGUGUGUAAAGUGAAUUAUAAUCUAAAACCUGUGCAUAGAGCUCGUGUGCGUGCGUGUGUGUUUGAAAGUGUGAAAAGCGAAUGGAAAUAGAAGAAGUGUAAGAAAAGAUGGAAAAGAGUGUGUGAAAGAAGUGUGAAGGGAAAGCACACAAGAAGAAGGGAAAGAAGGCACAAAAAGCAAUAGUACCAACGGGUAACAGUUGGUAAGAAGUUGUUGAAGCAAAGUGAAAGCAAAUGAUGGCAUGAGCUGAAGUUAGAUCGCACGUAGAAGGGUAAUUUGAAAACGCAGCAAACACUAAACCGCAACAAGCGAGAGAGAGAGAGAAAGAGGUGACGAGAAAGAAAAAGAGACGGAGCAAAUAAUUGAACAGCCUUCCCAUGUGCAACGUUAAACUAACAACACAAAAAUCAACGAACCACGAAGACUGAACUUGGAACGGUUGAAGCCAUGUGCGCCAUGCGUUCGAACAGCCACAUCAGUACUGCUCGACAAAACCGGUGCUCUGCCUCAGUGACAUUCAUUUGACCAGUCUGGUACAGUACCAGUAACAAACGUAAGGGUCAUGCCGGCAUUGCGUCUGUUUGGCCGGAAAUGGUUAGCCGCCUCGGACGACCUCGUGUUUCCGUGCGUGUUCGAAAUCUGCUUCCGGAUCGUAUGGCUCGGGCUGAUUUCCUGCGUAACGUCCACCUACUGGAACGUGACCGAGGAGUGCGGUGAGGAUGCACUCCCGGUACGGAUCUAUCUGGUAGGGACCAUAGUGUUAAUUAGUGUAAAUAUAGUUCUACUCGUCAUCUUAGUCAACCGCAGCGCCCAGGGCAGCAUCACCGAGGUGCAUAAGCGCCGGCUGGUCGCACCACUGCUGGUAAUAAAAAUACUAUUAAUACUACCGGAAACGGGCCUAAAUGUGCUGGGCACCAUGUGGGCGUUCUGUGGAACGUUUGAGUGUAAAAGCAACGAUAAAGUAUCCCGAACUGUGAUCGAAGCAAUCGUCCUAUUCAACUGGGUAGUGUUUGCGCUGAUAAUAUUCGGCCUGGCCAUCGUAUUCGAUCCACUCGGGUCGGCCAAAUACAAGAAUGGCCGGGAUACGAACGACAACGGUCCGACAGAGUCAGCCAUCCAUCGGAAGGUAUCGAAGCUGUGGUUCCGACGGUUUCGGUGGGCCUUCUGCUGCCUGCGACGAGACGAGUUUGGGCACGAAGCAUUCACACAGGUCGCCAGUCUGCUGAGCGCUCUGUUCCGCGGUACCGAUCUCGUCCCGUCGGACAUUGUGGCCGGUUGCGUGUUGUUGCGUGUUCGGCAGAAGCGUGAAACGCGUGAAAUGCGCCGAAUACGCAUGCUGAACGACGAUGGGCCACGCUACUCGACCGACAUUACGCGCGUCUUUGCCACCUCACCCGCCUGGAUGACGAUCAAGAAUGCGCGACAUUUCCUGCGCUUUGCGCUCGCUGCGUACGGUUGGCCGAUGGUAUGCUAUCUGAACUGCUGCACCGGCCCUUAUCGACUAAUACCGAAGAUGACGUGCUGUGCGUGCUUCCGGCGAAAACCCCAGAUUAUAAUCGAUGACAACUGCUGCCUAUGUCAUCUGGCCGGUGUACGGCAUACGUCCCGCCUGCGAAGUGAAGAUGUACUGCAUGCUUCGUUCAAAAACCACGUAUUUGAGUUACCAUUCUGCAUAAUGGCGGACCACAGUACGAAAAGCAUCGUCAUCGCUAUCCGGGGCAGCCUUUCGAUGCGGGACGUGUUCACGGAUCUGGUCGCUAAUGCGGAACGCUUUGACGCACCCGGCAUGCCACCCGACACAUCCGCCCAUCGCGGAAUGGUGGCCGGUGUGGACUGUAUGCUGAAGCGGUUGCGCGAGGGCAACAUACUGGAACGGAUCUGUGCCACCUACCCGGACUACACGCUUGUGCUGACCGGCCACAGUCUGGGGGCAGGCGUUUCGAUCCUGCUAGCGGCCAAACUGCGCAGCCGCUUUCCAGAUCUGCGCGUGUACGCGUUCGCCACACCGGCGGGACUGUUGAGCCGCGAAGCCGCCCGCUUUACGGAGAGUUUCGCCUUCACGAUAGGUGUGGGGGAUGAUUUCGUGAUGCGGCUCGGUGUAGAUUCGAUCGAGAAUUUGCGCACGAGCGUCAUCGAGACGAUAAGGGCGUGCAAGCUGCCAAAGUGGCGCAUCAUGUUGAACGGCUUCGGGUACGCCCUGUUCGGAGUGCCAUCGAGGGAUCUGGAAACGACCUGGCACGAUGUGACGGAAAUUACGAAAAAAGCCGCCGCCCAAAGUCCACUGCUUUCCGGUGAACGACCGAUUCAAACGGUCGCCACUGCGGAGGGCGGUUUACUAUCAAGUGAAAUAUCUUUGCGGCGCUUUGCCAAAACGCGCCUCUACACCGGUGGCCGUAUACUGCAUAUCGUACGCCGAAAGAAAACGGAACUGGAAAAGAAAUCGAACAGCGGUGGUCCAAUGUACGAGAUGCGAUGGGCAACGGCGGAAGACUUCACCGAGCUGAAGGUGAUGCCACGCAUGCUGCUGGACCAUCUGCCCGAUAACGUUUUCAAAACGCUCACCACCAUCCUGGAGGAUCAGAAAACGCACAACGGUUCCGUGCUGUCGUUGCAGGAAAUAUGAACGCCCCACGGUUUCGCCGUUCCGCAGCGAAACGUGCGCAGAUUGGAAAUUGGAAAACAAAAGUGCCUUAUGUAAAAUUGAUCUUGCCUAAAAGUCGGUUGUUUUGGCGUCUGUACAAACGGAGCGAACAAUCACACACACACGCACACGUACACCCGGGAUCAUCAUAUCCAUAUUCCACAUGUAUUGCCGGUGUUGUUAGUGGACGGGUUUCGCUUUCGCCACAAACAUUCCGGUACACUUCCGCGUUUUGACGGUCAGCGCGAAAGGGGAACCUUACGUAUGAAACCACCUAAGAUGAUAUUACUAUUACACCCGUCCUCAUGCCCAUGUCCUAAACUAAGUUGACUAUAAGCGUAUGACAAAGAGCAUUCCAGCGAGAAUAGCAGCCAAAUUGAAACACAUUCCCCAUUUUAUUAAAAUGUAUUAUAGUUCCAUUGUGUUUGUUUAAGUUGGUAUGUCGGAUUCCAUCUGUCCAUCCAUUCCAGACGCAGAUGAACCGGCCAGGUACAUUUACUAGCUAGCACCAUGCUGAUAGUGAUUUUUCUUUUGUGUAAGAUAUAAGCAAAAUCAAGCGGAGUGAUCUUCCACCACGUAGCGUUAUGUCGUUCUUUUUUCUGUUUUUAUGAUUGGAAAAAAUGGUAAAAAAAAAUGUAAAGUGGAACCCCCUAUACCAUCACCAAAAACCAAACCACCAAACUCACGCAUGUUUUCGGUUGUGAUAAAAGCGCAGCAAUGUUAGAUAAAUUAUGAGAUGAAAAACAAAACAGCAAAACACACGGAAGGCAAAUUGCGAACUGUGUUUUUCUUGUUCCCUAAGAGCGCGAAAUAUUUAUUAACUUAUGAUGGUUUGGUUGUUUGUAGAAGAUGUUUCAUUCCUUUUCCUUUUUUUUUUUUUUGGUUAUAAAUAAUUUUCGAACGUCCGGAGCUGUGUCUGUUAGGUUUAUCACGUUUCGAAACUGAAAGACAAAGGUUAAUUAGCAAUAAUGAAUACCGGAUUACGAGACCGUCCUCUGUGUGAGUGUAUGUAGUUUUUUUUAAUAUACAGAUAAAUACCUUCUCUUGUGUA